AACGCCCCUGCUCACAAAUAGGCAUGCGUGUUUCUCAUUCAUCACAGCGUUUCCGCUUCCUUUAUGUCUCCCGUUCUUUUUGAGAGAUUGAAACCCACUGUUUGUUGGUAGCUACAUCAUGGGAGCCUACUUGUCGCAACCCAACACAGUGAAGUCCUCUUCCAAUGGUGGAAACCAAAAGAUGAGCUUCGGCUUUGCAGCCAUGCAGGGUUGGCGUGUCUCUAUGGAGGAUGCUCACAACUGCAUUUUAGAACUGGAUGAUGAAACGGCCAUGUUUUCUGUGUAUGAUGGACAUGGAGGUGAGGAAGUUGCAUUGUACUGUUCCAAGUACCUACCUGAUACCAUUAAAGAACAAAAGGCUUACAAAGAUGGCAAACUGCAAAAGGCUUUGGAGGAUGCAUUUCUGGCAAUUGAUAGCAGGGUGACCACAGAGGAAGUGAUCAAAGAGCUUGUUCAGAUCGCUGGCCGCCCACAAGAGGAAGCACCAAAUGAAAAAGUUGCUGAAGAAGAUGAUUUGGACAAUGAGGAGGCAGAACUUUUGCAUGAGGAGGCCACCUUGACCAUUGAAGAGCUGCUCGUUCGCUACGGACAGAACCGCAAUGCACUCAAACACAAGAAGCUCUGUCCGGAGGGCAACAAAGAGUCUGGGGAAGGUGAACCACAUUCCUAUGGGGAGAAGGGCAUCAAUGGAGAAGUGGAGGGUGAGAUGGACAGCAAUGGGAAGGCCAAGGCUGGUGCAGGAUUCUCCAAGCUGCGGGCCUGCAGGAGAGCAGGAGCGGACAGCUCUUCAGCGACAGGAGCAGCAGGGUCCUGUGAAGGAGAGAAGGACACCGGGCCUUCUUGCUCUUCGUCAGCGGCCCCGGCUCCGGGAGAUACCAGCUCCAAGUUCUUUGAGGACAGUGACGAGUCGGGGGAAGAGGAAGAUGAGGGAAGUGAAGAGGAGGAUGGCAGUGAGGAAGGUGAAAGCAGUGAUGAUGAAGAGGAAGACACUGAAGAGGGAGAGGAUGAGGAGGAAGAGAUGUGCUACCCCGGAAUGGAUGGAAAAGAAGAGCCUGGCUCAGACAGUGGCACUACAGCGGUGGUGGCUCUGAUCAGAGGGAAACAGCUGAUUGUAGCAAACGCCGGGGACUCCCGCUGUGUGGUGUCUGAGAAGGGCAAGGCCAUAGACAUGUCCUACGACCACAAGCCAGAAGAUGAGCUGGAGCUGGCCAGGAUAAAGAAUGCUGGGGGAAAGGUCACCAUGGACGGCCGCGUCAACGGAGGACUCAACCUCUCCAGGGCCAUCGGCGAUCACUUUUACAAACGAAACAAGGCCCUUGGCCCAGAGGAGCAGAUGAUCUCCUCAAUGCCUGACGUCAAAGUGCUCACCCUCAACCCUGAGCAUGACUUCAUGGUCAUUGCAUGCGACGGAAUCUGGAACGUCAUGAGCAGUCAGGAUGUUGUGGACUUUGUCAGUCAGAAAAUAAAGCCUGAUGCCAGUGGCGUUGCCAGGCCUCUGUCCUCCAUAGUUGAAGAGCUACUUGACCAUUGCCUUGCACCUGAUACGUCUGGAGAUGGUACAGGCUGUGACAACAUGACCUGCAUCAUCAUCACGUUCGGCGCUCACCCUGGCAACAGCAUGGCCGACAUCACCAAGAAGAGAAAGCCUGAAGAGAUUAUCCCAGAGAAGAACGGGAAUGACAGCAAGAAGUCAAAAAGCGAAUAGAACUGCCAACAAGUAGAAUAGCUCCAGUCCUUUUCACAAGCCAGGACUUUUUCUCUGGAAACUUUUAAAGACAGUGGUCUCUGGAAUAGGAUGAGUUUUAGUUAAUGUCCCAAGAUACAAGAAUAAACGGAAAACAGAAAAACAUUUUCUUGGUGUGUAAUUGAUUUUGCUUAUCUGCCCCAUUGGAAAUGUGACUCCUAGUGUACUGUUUGUCACCACGCCCUUUAUGUAUAUACUUGUUAAUUGAAUAAAUGCAUUUUCUUUAAUUAUG
Molecule: messenger RNA, 1976 nt
Organism: Oncorhynchus nerka (sockeye salmon)
Lineage: Eukaryota; Metazoa; Chordata; Actinopteri; Salmoniformes; Salmonidae
Product: protein phosphatase 1G-like
Exons: 11
Coding region: 119-1705 (528 amino acids)
Biological process (GO): protein dephosphorylation
Cellular component (GO): nucleoplasm
Molecular function (GO): protein serine/threonine phosphatase activity; cation binding
Source: RefSeq, a predicted model, not a curated record